AUGUGCCAUCUGGUGCAGGCGAGUAUGACCUCGAAAUUUGAAGAUGCGUUGGGUGGAAUUGCAUCUCGAUACCUUGAGCCCAAGGACUAUAAAGGCGAUGAGACAGAUCGUGAGGUUGUUCCCUCCUUUUCUGCUACACUUGUAGAGCACCGAGAGAAGCGUGCUCCAUCUCACUCUGUUCGGCUGCCGUAUCAAGACCAAGUUUUGUUCCGAACAAAGGGUUAGUUACUGCUUCUGUCUAGCCGUCCAUAAGAUGUGCUGAUUCUGAUGUUUUUCUUUUCAGCUAGGCGAAGAGGUUCCGAGGUUUGCAGCGCACCCUUCCACCCAUUUCCUUCAAUGUCUCAAUCCCCGGAAACCCAUACAUCGGAAGACGUCACCACUUCCCGGUAAGAUAAAAUAAAGAACUAUCGAGUGGCUGGCAACUAAGUGGAUUAGGUCAAACGAGCACUUUACCAAAUCCACCUGGGCUGACGAGGAUAUUCCAAGAUACAACGACGAUUUGAUCACCAAUCUGGAGAUACCAACCAAUUCACGCGAGAGAAGAAAGAUAGCAGCGGGCAAGCGCAAGGCGGCAAGGAUGAUAAAAAGGACUGGCGUGGUAUAA
This is a messenger RNA of Hymenoscyphus albidus, 604 nucleotides long. The record is from the annotation of a GenBank genome assembly. Lineage: Eukaryota; Fungi; Ascomycota; Leotiomycetes; Helotiales; Helotiaceae.